Molecule: messenger RNA, 7526 nt
Organism: Oncorhynchus nerka (sockeye salmon)
Lineage: Eukaryota; Metazoa; Chordata; Actinopteri; Salmoniformes; Salmonidae
Product: NLR family CARD domain-containing protein 3-like
Exons: 3
Coding region: 459-1988 (509 amino acids)
Biological process (GO): intracellular signal transduction
Source: RefSeq, a predicted model, not a curated record
UUUAACUCCAAUGUUUUCUUACAGAAAAUGAGUAACCUUCGUAUAUAAAACACACAUUAGCUUUCCGUCUGUAGCAGCAUGGACAAAGUGAGCAUGCUGAAUUGGGCCCAACCCUGCUGUGUAUCUCUUCCGGGAGGAAAUCACAAGUGUACCCCAGACCAACCCCACAGAUUGUGAAAUCAGACUGCGAUGGAGAAUUCUGGUCAACAGGGGGGACCUUGCCACCGAGGGAGAACAUACAGCCGUUACUCAGAGGAGCAAGUCAGUAGGAGUCAGGGAGAAACUCCAAUCAGAGCUGAGGGAAGUGCGCGUCAUUGUGUGAUGGAACCCCAGCAGGACAAGAGGUGCGGAGCCAGUGCCUCACACACUCCUAUGUGGAACUCUUCAUCACCGAAGGCAACAUCCAAUUUCACAACGAUAGGUAUGCUGCCACGCGAACCGUAAGGUCACCAUCAGAUAUGCCCACUGCUAAUGAGGAAGCAACGAUCAAGCAUGACAAUAUCUUCAAACCACCGAUAUCUCUGGAUUGGCCUCAAGUAAAAAACAACCUGAUGAAGGGACCCGCAGGCUCACGGAAGAUGGCAAUUGUCCAGAAGUUUGUCUUUAACUGGGCCGAGGACAGAGCCAAUCAGGAAGUUGACUCCUUGUUUGUCUUUCCCUUCAGUGAACUCAAUUGGCUAAUGGGCCGGAGCUUCAGUCUGAGUGGCCUCAUCAGCCACUUUCACUCGUCCAUGAUGUCGGAGAACGAGAACCCUGGUCUGGAUCUGAGUCGGUCUAAAGUAGACUUCAUCUUGGACGGUUUGGACCAAUUCAACCUUCCCCUGGACUUUGAAAGCAUAUCAGUGGAGUCUGACAUCAAUAAGGAGAUGCCUUUGCCCAUCCUCCUAGUGAACCUCAUCUGGUGUCAGCUGCUUCUUCCCUCCGCCUAUGUCUCGGUGAUCACCAGGCCUGCGUCCGCCAGUUUCAUCCCCAUUGACGUCCUCCCCCAACAACAGUGCUUGACAGAGAUAAGGGGCUUUGACGAAACCCAGAAGAGGGAGUUCUUUAGAAAUAGGUUUGGCGAUCAGAAUCUGGUGCACAAAGCUAUCUCCCUAGUCAUGAAAGCUAUUGCCCUAGAGUCAUCACGGAACCUCUGCAACCUGUAUCAAACACCGUUGUGCUGUGAGAUGUUGGCGGCCAUUUUAGAAAACACUGAGGCGGGAGUGUGUGUCGAGAUAGUUGCGUCAGAGUGUCUAUACACUCACUUUUUGCUUGUUCAUAUUGGUUUGAAGAACGAUCAAAAUGGUGAACACUCAGAAUCAAUCAGAGAGGUUGUUCGUAAGCUUGGGAUGCUGGCUUUUCUACAACUGGAAAGAGGAAGCAUCAUAUUCAGCGAGAGUGAUGUGAUGGAACAUGGAAUCGACGUCUCCAAAAGUUCCAUAUUCCACAGGUUGUGUAGGCUGCUCAUCGCAGGGCGUGCGAUGUACCUGGAGGAAAUGUACCGCUUUGUGUACACAGGCAUUCAAGACUACCUAGCUGCCCUGCACGUGUUUCUCACCUACACAAGUAAAAGGAGAAACCUACUACUCCAACCUACUACACUCCUUGAUCAAUUGAAAGGGACGUUCAGGGGAGCAACCCUUUUAGACCUCCACAGAUGCUCCGUGGACAGGGUUUUACGGAACAUGCACGGAACUUAUGACAUCUUCCUCUGCUUCCUCCUUGGCCUCUCAACAACACCCAACCAGACUCUCUUAGAUCUAGCAUGUCUAGGGAAAGGUUUAAAGGUCACAGGCUCCAAGGUGAUCACAGAGAUCACGGCGGAAUACAUUAAGCAGACGAUCAAGUCUGAGCCUUACCUUCAGACCACCGUGGCACUUUUCCGCAGUCUGCCGGAGCUAGGGGACGCCUCGCUGGGCAGGGAGGUCCGACGCUACCUGACCUCCGAGUCCCGGUGGGGGUUCCUGCUGGAGCCCGACCAAUGCUGGGAGCUGGCGGACAUGCUUUAGGCAGGCAGGGAGAUGGAGAGGGAAGUGUUUAUGGAGAUGGAACGUUUGAGUUGGAUGCGCCGAAUGAGCAUGUGGAGAAUGCAGACUGUACUGGGGGACAAACACUUGCAGGUCUACUAGAAAGACAUCAUUGCUGUAUGAAUGGUCUAUUAGGGAGACAUCACCAAAUAUUGUACUGCCACAUCUACCAAAAUGCCACUGCAGUGACUGUUGAGGGAUUUCAGUUUAACUGGGAUAGGGGGACGCAAAUGUCCCAUUUGGCCAAUUGCCAGGGAAAAUGCAGAGCGCCAGAUUCAAAUAAAAUACUAUAAAAUUCAAACUUUCAUUAAAUUACACAUGCAAGAUAGCAAAUUAAAGCUACACUCAUUCUGAAUCCAGCCAACAUGUCAGAUUUCAAAAAGGCUUUUCGGCGAAAGCAUAAGCAGCUAUUAUCUGAUGAUAGCACAAAGAGAGUAGCAUAUUUCAACCCUGCAGGCGCUACACAAAGCACAGAAAUAAAAUAUAAAACAUGCCUUACCUUUGACAAACUUCUUUUGUUGGCACUCCAAUAUGUCCCAUAAACAUCACAAAUAGUCCUUUUGUUUGAUUAAUUCCGUCCAUAUAUAUCCAAAAUGUCCAUUUAUUUGGCGCGUUUCAUCCAGAGAAAAACAGCUUCCAAUUUGCGAAAAGUCACUACAAAAUAUCUCAAAAGUUACCUGUAAACUUUGCCAAAACAUUUCAAAAUACUUUUGGAAUACAACUUUAGGUAUUUUUAAACGUUAAUAAUCGAUCAAAUUAAAGACUGGUCUAUCUGUUUUCAGUGGCUUCCUCUGCUUCAAAUACACUGAUCUGAAACAUGGGACAGGUGAAAGCAAUAUUGUGGAUGUAUUUGCUCUCAGCAGUUCUGUUUUUUACCCACAUUAAUUCAGAUUAAGGAAAGGAAACUAUUGAGAUUCAACUACUGUUUGACCCAGCGUGCACUGACCCUCAACUUCCACCCAUGAAUUGGCCAAUAUCACCCACACUCACUCUUUCCAAAUCCUUGUGAUUUGGUUUUCAAAAGGCCAUAACAAAUACACUGUACAUGACAUAACUUAAUUGGUAUAACUUUUGAAAUCAUGGGGGUAUUUUAUAUGGUGACAGACUUACAAAUACAUAUAUGCAACCCCCCCCCCAAAAAAAAAUUGCAGGAGCAAAUUAACAGUAAAUGCAUUAAACGAAUGGGCCAUUCUUGAUACACCCUAGAAAAUGUUGAGCGUGAAAAACCCAGCAGCGAUGUACACAAAUACAAUCCAUUGUCUCAAUUGUCUCAAGGCUUAAAAAUCCUUCUUUAACCUGUCCACCCCCUUCAUCUACACUGAUUGAAAUGGAUUUAACAGGUGACAUCAAUAAGGGAUCAUAGCUUUCACCUGGAUUUACCUGAUCAGGCUAAGUAAUUUUUUGUACACUCAGUGUAUGUGUGUAAUAUUAUCACAUCUGACAUUAACUUAAUUACUGUUUAAAGGUUGUGCAUUUAACUUGUAGAUACUACAUUAGCUAUAAUAUUUUUAAAAUGCAUUACUAAUUGCCAUUCUAUUAAAUCAAUGAAAUCAGAAUUAAAUGUACUGAUGUUAAUAAUUGAAACUUAAAAACCUCUUGGAACUACCGCUCCCGGGAGAAUUGUCAUCAACUGACACUAAUUAGCAUUACGCAACGGACAAAAAAUAUUACUAGAAAAUAUUCAUAUUCAUGAAAUCACAAGUGAAAUAUAUUGAAACACAGCUUAGCCUUUUGUUAAUCACCCUGUCAUCUCAGAUUUUGAAAUGAUGCUUUACAGCCAAAGCAAGACAAGCAUUUAUCGAUAGCCUAGCAUAGCAUUAUGCCUAGCUAGCAGCAGGCAGCUUGGUCACGAAAAUCAGAAAAGCAAUCAAGUUAAAGAGUUUACCUUUGAUGAGCUUCGGAUGUUUUCACUCCCAGUUAGAUAGCAAAUUUUCCUUUUUUCCAUAAAGAUUAUUUUUGUAGCCAAAAUAGCUCCAUUUGUUCUUCACGUUUGGCUGAGAAAUCGACCGGAAAUUGCGGUCACGACAACGCCGGAAAAUAUUCCAAAUUAGAUCCAUAAUAUCGACAGAAACAUGGCAAACGUUUUUUAUAAUCAAUCCUCAGGUGUUUUUCAAAUAUCUAUUAGAUUAUAUAUCAACCGGGUCAGUUGGCUUCUUAGUAGGAGCGAGAGAAACAAUGGCCGCAUUUGUCUAUUACGCACAAAUCACUCUGAGAGCCACCAGGUGACCACUUACGCAUUUUUCUAAAUAAAAGCCUGAAACUAUGUCUUGUGACACUAGACACAUUAGGGAAGCCAUAGCAAAAUUAAUCUGGUUGAUAUCCCUUUCACUGCUCAAUAGGGAUGCAUAGGAACACAGAGGUUUCUAAAUUAGAGUCACUUCCUGUUUGGAUUUUUCUCAUGCUUUCGCCUGCAAUAUCAGUUCUGUUAUACUCACAGACAAUAUUUUUACAGUUUUGGAAACUUUAGAGUGUUUUCUAUCCUAAGCUGUCAAUUAUAUGCAUAUUCUAUUAUCUGGUCCUGAAAAAUAGACCGUUUACUUUGGGAACAUUAUUUUUCCAAAAAUGAAAAUAGUGCCCCCUAGUUAAUACCACAAAUCCUCACUACACAGAUGAAUAUCUGGCUGUCCUUGUCUCCAGAACCUACGAACCAACAAGUUUAGAGACAUUAUAUUAAGUCAUUAUAUUAAGUCUUCAGCAUUUAGUACAAGAACCAAGUGUCUACAGGAUCCAUUUGUAUUUUACAAACUAUGUUUUAGUUAGAUUUGUUUCAUCCACUCAUUUCCAGGUGCCUUCCUUCAGUGACACAGUCAAUCAAGUUCAGAACUUCUUAUUGUUAGCCAGUUUACUCAGAAACACAUGGGGAAAACAUAUUUAGUAUGUUUAAUAUCUCUGCCUGUCUGUAUCUGUCGCUCUCCCUCUCUUUCACCUUCUCUCUCACCUGUUUGUCUCAACUGUUUAUGAUCACAAGGUCCGCUCCUCUCUUUAUACAUUCUGCUCUGUUCUGACUCCAAGUUUUCUUCUCUUUAAAGAGGUAAUAAUGGCUAGACUUAAAUAUCCUCCAACCGACAGGGCAGCAUCCUGCAGAAGGACAGCAUAUUGGUCAAUGCAGUCAUAUAACUUCAAUAUAUGACAAAACUUUUUUCACAUCAACUCAAAUUCUCAGUUAUUUGGAUACUAUACAACCGGGGGUGCCUCAGCUAGCUCGUCGAGCUUCCACACCGUAGCUGGCUCGAGAGCUCGUUUUCCCUCGGUGAGCUCGGCCGGCGCCCACCCCACGUCAUGCUUCAGCUGGCCAUCAGGCUCCCACACCUCAGCCGGUUCGUCAGACUCCACGCCUCUGCCGGUUCGUCGGGAUUCUACUCCCCAGCCGGCAUGUCCAGCGCCCAUUCCUCGGCUGGCCCGUCAGGCUCGCCCAGGUGGUAUGCCGGGUGGCGCCCCUUGAGGUGGCGGUACUGUUGCGCCUGCUCCCGCUCUCCCUCUCUGGCGCUCGAGGGCGCCAGACUGCCUUCGUUAUGCACACCUUUCACCAUCAUUACGCGCAGCUGCGCAUCAUUGGACUCCAUUACCUUGUUGAUUGCCCCUCCUAUAUUUAUCUGUUCCUUGGUUAGAUCCCAGUGUCAGCAUUAUUGUCGUUAUGUGUUCUUGUCCAGAUGCUGUCCUGUUCCAUGUCCGUUGCCAUUAAAGGGUCACUCCUUGUACAUGCUUCUUGUCUCCCAGUGUCUGUCCUCAAAGACUGUUGGAAGCAUCAGGGAGUUUGUUUUAGUUUUAUUUGGUGACGUCGGGUCCGGAUGCUAUCACCUAGGGAACCGGUGGUGCCUCAGCUAGCUCGUCGAGCUUCCACACCUUAGCUGGCUCGAGAGCUCGUUUUCCCUCAGUGGGCUCGGCCGGCGCCCACCCCACGUCAUGCUUCAGCUGGCCCUCAGGCUCCCACACCUCAGCCAGUUUGUCAGGCUCCCACGCCUCUACCGGUUUGUCAGGAUUCUACUCCCCAGCCGGCUUGUCCAGCGCCCAUGCCUCGGCCCCGUCAGGCUCGCGCAGGUGGUAUGCCGGGUGGCGCCCCUAGAGGUGGCGGUACUGUUGCGCCUGCUCCCGCUCUCCCUCUCUGGAGCUCGAGGGUGCCAGACUGUCUUCGUUACGCACACCUUUCACUAUCAUUACGCGCAGCUGCGCAUCAUUGGACUCACCUGAACUCCAUUACCUUGUUGAUUUCCCCUUCUAUAUCUGUCUGUUUCUUUGGUUAGAUCCCUGUGUCAGCGUUAAUGUCGUUGUGUUCCUGUCCAGACACUGUUCUGUCCUGUCCAUUGUCCUUGGUUAAUUAAAUGUUCACUCCCUGUACCUGCUUCUCAUCUCCAGCGUCGUGCUUACAGCUCUGAUAUUUUCCUUUGUAACUGGUGUUUCUCUUCAGCCAAGGUAUUGUAACGGGUUUGCAGCUGGGCUCUGUUUGUAGUCAUUGUGUUAAAACGUGCCUGAAACUGGUCUCUGUCUUUAUUCAAGGCGUUGAAAGAAGUCUCCAGUUGGUCUCUCUCCUUAGUCAUGUUUUUGUAACUAAGUUCUUCCUUUUCUGAAGUAUGGUUGGCCGUUAAAAGAGAGAGUUCUGGACAGUUGAUUGUAGUGAUUGUCAUCUGUGAUGGAACAGAGAACAAAUGUACAAUUUUAUGUUUCUUUACACACACACUGACGCUAACACACACGGACAUACACACUCACACCCUACCACCCGUGAUUUUUGAAUAGUCACAGUGUACAGAGAGACUUAUGACUGGUCAGCAAGAGAAGACAAUGCAGUCCCAGAGAAACUGAGGCCAGUCUGUAAGGCUGACAGUUCUGAUUCCCAAGUGUCAGUCCUGCAGGUGUCGAGAAACAAAUAUAAUAUACACCUGAUUUGGUCCUACUGUAUCUAUCUUAGUCUUUCCAGCUGACCAGUUUCUCCCUCAUAAACCAAUGCUGUUCUGAUACCAAAAGGAACUGAUGCUGUGGUUUCCCUCACACACACACACAGACAGACAGUAACAGCAUUCUGUCCUCUACUCCCAUUUCCAUUAAAUUAUUUGGUUCCAAUUCAAAAGGAAUUUGUUUUGUGUGAAAUGUGUCAUUACUACAUAGAAAGACACCGUAUAAUGAUUUUGAACAUGAUUCUGAUUGAUUUAUAAAGCCUUGCAGCAUUUCAUACAUACUUAACAGGUCAACAAAAAAAGGACAACAAAAAGUCAAGGUAUUGGAGUGGCCAUCACAAAGCCCUGACCUCAAUCCCAUAGAAAUAUGUGGGCAGAACUGAAAACGUGUGUGCGAGCAUGGAGGCCUACAAAUCUGACUCAGUUUCUCCAGCUCUGUCAGGAGGAAUGGGCCAACAUUCACCCAACUUAUUGUGUGAAGCUUGUGGAAGGCUACCUGAAAUGUUUGACCCAAGUUAAACCAUUUAAAGGCAAUGCUACCAAAUACUAUUUGAGUGUAUGUAUACUUCUGACCCACUGGGAAUGUGAUGAAAGAAGUAAAAGCUGAAAUAAAUAAUUCUCUCUACAA